AUGACGUCAUCAUACGGCGUCGUCUGUUUCACUUUCCCCCCUAUACUACCCUUAAACCCCUUCCUGGAUCUUAGAACUGUGUCCAGCGCCCUCGACGACGAUGACGAAGACCUUAGCUUUCUUGAAGAACCAGAAGAUGGAACCACAUCGACAGACCCCCUUAUCGACCCGGAUCUUCCCGAUUUUGACGAAUUCUCCGGAGACGAAGACGAUUUCGAAAACUACAACUACGAAGACGACGAUUUUGAAGUACCCUCGCACGAUUACAAGGACGAAGACGACUUCUCCGACUCUCGCGCCAGAGUACCCGCUGCAGCCACGGAGCUGAAAGGACAGCCGGUGGUGCUUGCUAAGGUUGAUGCACAAGAGGAGAAUGACCUAGCUGAGACUUAUGAGGUGCAAGGAUUUCCUACUGUUCUCUUUUUUGUUGAUGGUGUUCACAAGCCUUACCUUGGCCAACGAACCAAAGAUGCUAUUGUAACUUGGAUAAAGAAAAAGACAGGACCUGCUGUGUAUAACAUAACAACUGCAGAAGAUGCAGAGAAAGUGCUUACAUCAGAGGACAAAGUUGUUUUGGCUUACCUCAACUCUUUGGUGGGUCCUGAAAGCGAUGAACUUGCUGAAGCUUCAAAGCUUGAUGAUGAUGUUAACUUUUAUCAAACUGUAGAUCCUAAUGUGGCCAAGCUUUUCCACAUCAAUCCUGAUGUCAAACGCCCAGCUUUGGUCUUGUUAAAGAAGGAUGCUGAGAAAGUCACCCAUCAUGAUGGUCUGUUUGACAAGUCUGCCAUUAAGGAGUUUGUUUUUGCAAACAAACUUCCCCUGGUGUUGCUAUUUGCAACUUCAAAUGGUUCAACUAAGGUUUUCCCAACAUUUGUGGAUGCUGCAAAGUUAUUUAAGGGGAAGCUUAUCUUUGUAUAUAUUGAAUUGGACAAUGAAGAUGUUGGUAAGCCUGUUGUAGAUUAUUUUGGCAUCACAGGAGAUGCUCCACAAGUCAUCGGAUAUACCGGAAAUGAUGAUGGGAAGAAAUUUGUGUUUGACCAAGAUUUGACCUUUGAAAACCUUAAGGCUUUUGGGGAGGGCUUUUUGGAUGAAAAGCUUAAAGCUUUCUAUAAAUCGGAUCCAAUUCCGGAGAAUAAUGAUGACGUUCUACUAGAGAUUUAUGCACCAUGGUGUGGGCAUUGUCAAGCUCUAGAACCAACUUACAACAAACUUGCUAAACAUUUACAUGAUAUCGAUUCUUUAGUAAUAGCAAAGAUGGAUGGAACUACAAAUGAACAUCCAAAGGCAAAGGCUGAUGGGUACCCAACAAUUCUAUUCUAUCCAGCAGGAAACAAAACCUUUGAUCCUAUAACUGUAGAUGUUGAUAGAACAGUAGUGGCGUUGUACAAGUUCAUGAAGAAACAUGCUUCUGUACCUUUUAAUCUCCAGAAACCUACUUACAAUGAUGCUAAAGAAAGCAGUGAAGUUGACCAGAAAGAUGAACUCAGAUGAUAAUUUGUAGGUAUGAAGACUGAAGAGUUGGUAAAGUAUCAAAUUUUUAAUGUGUGGAAGAUAGAAUAUGAAAGGUAAGAUUUUUACUGGAUUCAGGAGAGCGUAUACUAUUAUACUUAACACCUGUAUACGAAUGUUGUAUUGCUAAUUGAUAUAAUAAGUAUCAAGUAUUUGUGUUUUUUU
This is a messenger RNA of Lactuca virosa, 1674 nucleotides long. Lineage: Eukaryota; Viridiplantae; Streptophyta; Magnoliopsida; Asterales; Asteraceae. The record is from the annotation of a GenBank genome assembly.